Fusarium odoratissimum NRRL 54006 is the source of this 1388-nucleotide messenger RNA. RefSeq lists its product as uncharacterized. The coding region runs from base 1 to 1029 and encodes 342 amino acids. The transcript is spliced from 3 exons. Gene Ontology annotation, molecular function: nucleic acid binding. The record is from RefSeq and is a predicted model, not a curated record. NCBI's taxonomy places the organism in Eukaryota, Fungi, Ascomycota, Sordariomycetes, Hypocreales, Nectriaceae.
AUGCCCUACGUCCCAGACACCAUCUUGAACCUUUACGCAAAGGUCCAGGACCUCCUCGAUAGGUCAAAGAGAUCAUGGCUUGCAGCGUGCGAGGCAUGGAAUGAGGAGCCGCCAUCCAGGAUUGCGACACCUGCGGCUACUACGGAGGUACUGGUACGCAAGAAAAGGGCCACAAGGGGAAAAAAGAAGGAGCCCAAGAUUAGCAGCUCGUGCCAUCAGCUUGGGCCGUUGACCGGUAUUUUUGUCAAACCUGCUGCGGUGGCUUUGACGAGAGCUCAAAGUGUCGCUGGCGUGUCCAGCGAUGGCUCUCGGUUGAUUAUCUGGGCUGAUGCUUCGAGAAAAAAGGAUUCUACAGGCUUUGCCGUGGCAUUUCUAACUGGCUCUAACUGGGUGCGCGUCACCGCAAAAGGACACGCCGCUCCUACGGAAGUUGCAGAACUUGAGGCUAUUUGUCUUGCGCUGGAUUAUGCGGUGCAAGUCACCAAAAUACAGAAGGGAAGCCUCGAUACUUUACGAUCUGUCGAAGUUUUCACCGACAGUCAAUCCGCCUUGGGUCUCCUAAGGGUGACGAACAGACCCAUGGUUACCCCUGGACCUCAUGGCAAUGCACAGGGCGGCAAUCCUCGCACGAAAAGGGGGGUCAGAAAACGAACAAUAGAGAAAGUCUGCGUCAUGAUAGAUGAACUUCAAGAAGCUGGAGUGAUGGUCGAACUGCACUGGGUCCCACGGGGCAAAGUCACAGGCAAUGUCAUUGCUGAUAAAGGGGCAGCGAUAGCAAGAAUGGGAUUGACAUCUUAUCACACCUCCACUGACGUUCUCGUCGAGUUUCUGCCUGUAGAUGAACAGCAACUCGACAGUGAACAUGGGAUGAUUGUACCUUUCAAGCGAACGUCGGUUCCGCGUACACGAUUGGCACAUCAAGUUUCUGAAAUCCUCAGUUCAAACAAGGCCACCGACAUUGGCAAAAAGGAGCCAGAACAGGCAUCUGAUUUGCAGCAGGCCCAACAAGAACUAAAUCAUGACAAUUGACAUCUGAGCUGGCAAAACAGUUGAUCGAGAUACGCUUGUGCAUAAUCAACAAAUGGGGACAUGCUAUUCUAAUACUCUAAUCAUUUUCCAGGUUUAUUAUGUGCUCAGUUUUUGGAGCCCAGCAACGUUAAUCGCCCUAGCGGAUUUCCACCAUCCCGCGUCAAAGUCUUGAUGCAUCCGGCUUGUAUGCAGGAUAGCUACAUGCCGUGUUCAUCCGGCGUGUAGAAGAGCGAACGAUCAUACUUCGUCAGCGGCCAGCCAUUUUGAAUUCGGGCUGGUAGAUCGGGGUUUGCUGUUGCUAGUUCAGUACAUCAUAUUGGGAAAUUUUGAUCACAUGACUUACGAAUAAAGAAACGUCC